GCAACCGGAGCACCGCCCCUCAGGCGCGCUACCUCUCCAGCUCAAGCCCGGGUGCCACUGUUCCCACAGCUGACUGACACUAUUUCCUCUACUUGACCCCGUGCACUAGGUGGCUGAGCCAGGCCCUUGGCUUCUCUAGUCCCUUGCUCUCCGGGUCCCGGGGAGCCCUCGAGGUGCUCCGCAGGUAAGCAGCGCUACAGCGCCGCGGUCCGGGGAGCUCACCUUGCACAGACAGACCAGUAGCGGCCAGCGCGAAACUCUGGUUUCUGUAGGAUGAAGAACCCAAUGCUGGAAGCUGCGUUCCUCCUCCUGGAGAAGCUGCUCCUUAUUUCCAACUUCAAGCUCUUUAGCCUGUGCGCUCCGGGAGGAGGCACAGGGAAGAAUCGUCCCUAUGAAAUCAGCUCUUUUCUCCGGGGUGACGUGUUGGAGGUGUCACGGACCCAUUUUACCCACUAUGGGAUCUACCUGGGGGACAACCGUGUCGCCCAUCUAAUGCCCGACAUCCUGUUGGCCCUGACCAAUGACAAGGAACGCACUCAGAAGGUGGUCUCCAACAAGCGUCUCGUCCCGGGAGUCAUUUGCAAGGUGGCCAGCAUCCGUGUGGACACUGUAGAGGACUUUGCCUACGGAGCAGACAUCCUAGUCAAUCACCUAGAUGAGACUCUUAAGAAGAAGUCCUUGCUCAAUGAGGAGGUGGCACGCAGAGCUGAGCAGCAGUUGGGACUGAGACCAUACAGCCUACUGUGGAACAACUGCGAACACUUUGUGACCUACUGCAGAUAUGGCUCUCCGAUCAGUCCGCAAGCUGAGAAGUUUUACGACAUCGUGAAGAUAAUCAUUCGUGAUCAGAGAAGUUGUCUUGCUUCAGCUGUCUUGGGAUUAGUGUCUAUUGUCUACACGGGCCUGGCAUCCUACAUGACCCUUCCUGCAAUCUGUAUCCCAUUUUGCUUGUGGAUGAUGUCUGGCUAGCUUCCAAUCCCCAUGUGAAUGUGUAUGUAUUUUGUGUGGAGAUAUGUUUAUAUUUAUAGAGCACAAAACAGUAUAAGUAUUGUUAUUAAAAUGUGGCCCACAACACUGUGUUCUAGAUAAAAAAGUGAUUAAGAAUCAUACAAUGUGCUUGCCAUGUAAGCCGAACAAAGUCUUUCCAAGUCCUCUCAGGUGAGCACCUGGAAGCAUGACAGCCUGUCAGAGGUCAGCAGCCCCAGAGAAGUGGUACCUGAGGUGGCAGCCACAGGAGAUUAUGUAGGUUGUUCUUUUCCUCCUGUAAUCAUUCUGCUGUUAGACUUAUCAGUUGAGAUCACUAACUUUAUUGUAACGCAUUUUUAUUUAAUGACUGUUAUUAAAGUUUUUCCUUAUUUAGAUGAAUAUGUUUGAAAAUUAGCUAAAAAGAAACCAAAGCUCACAUCCUCUUUUGCCUUUCUUAAUGUAAUAACAUAAUCUUAAGUAAGUCAAGAAUAUUAUUUUCAUGUUUUGAGACCAGUGUUGAAAGAGCUUACUGAGAGUAACUGGUCAGAAAGUAUAGAAAUGUAGAAACAGUGACAGUAGCUAUUUUAUAUUAUUUUCUUUUGAAUAGCCUGAUACUGUGUUUUUGCUUUUCAUAUGCCUAUAUGACCACUUUUAAAAAGGUAAACAGAUAUAGGAUUGAAAUAAUUCUGGUAUUGGAUGUACAUAUGUGCCAUAUAAAAACACCAAUAUCUGCACUCACAUAGAUUCAUAGGUAAACUGUAGUUCUGGUUUCUUCAUUAUACUAGUGUCAUUUAUUAAUGAGGAUCUACAAAAGUGAACAUAAAAUCAAAUCCAGUGUCUUUUCUUGUGCCCUUGAAUCUAUAUGUGUGUGUAUGUAUGUAUGUAUGUAUGUAUGUAUGUAUGUAUGUAUCUGUGUGUGUGUGGAUAAAUGUAGAAACAGUGACAGUAGCUAUUUAUAUUUUCGUUUGACUAGCCUGAUAUUGUGUGAUACACACACACACACACACACACACACACGAUUUGUCACUGGAUAGUUACUUUUAAAGCUAAAUUUACUAAUCUAUUUUUUAGAAAAAAAUCAGAUUUGUUUUACAGUCAGUUUUCUACUUUAAGUAUCACUUAUCAAUAUAAUAGAUGUAUGUCACAGCAGUAUAUAAAGCUUAAAUAAGUAGAGCCAAAAAAUUAUUCUGAAAAAAAUAGUCACGUCAAGCAUUGAAGGUAUGUUCACUCACUCCACUGGGUCAGAGUGGAGACUUAGCAAUUUUGAAAACAUGCCUUUAAGACUGUCACUAAAAAUGACACAGGUUGGAGUUACAUUUCAGGUACUGAACUGUUUUAUCAGAGCUGAUAAAUGCAAUACCUGUACUUAGAAGGUACUUUGCAUAGCAUACAUGGUAGACGAACAUACACACAGUAAAACACACACACACACACACACACACACACACACACACACACACACACAAAUAAAAAAUAAAACUUAAAAAAAAGAAUCACAGAAUAGCCAAGCGUGUAAUCCCAACCCUUGGGAUGUAGAGGCAGGAAGAUUGGGAGUUCAAGACUAGCCUGCUCACACAGGGGGUUUAAGACUUGUUUGCAUUGCCCAGAGGGGUCCAAGGCCUGCUUGUACUACAUAGGUAGUUCAAGACCAGUCUGGGCUACAGGAAGCUCAAAACAACAACAAAAGAAUCACAGAAUAGUGACUCAUGGCAGAAAGGAUGAUUUGUUUUAGUCAGUGAUCCAACUGGAACAAACUGAAGAACAGAUUUUAGUUUAAUUGAGGUCUUAUUAUCCAGUGUUUUCCUACAACAACUUUAGCUGGAGUAUAAUGAUAAUUAAACUUUGUUUAAUAUUAAUAUUAAAAUUAAAAAUUUAAUUGCUUAAAUGUUUUAUAUCAGUAAAAACACUGAAUGGGAAAAAUCAAAGAAUAUAAGUGUUCUUUGGACCUGGUCCAACUUAAAUUAUCUGAAGCAUUUGUUCCUCUGACAGGCAUUGUGUUAGUGCCAUUUUCCUUUUCACCAUGGGAGUUGUUUACAUGAAUUCAUUAUAGCCCCCCUUCCCCAGACAUCAGUAUUGUAUGUAGUAGAAAAUACUGUUUGAAAUGAAAUACGUGUUCACAGAUAUUGUUCCUCCUUACAUACUAUGGUAAGUCUUGGGGUUAGGUAAUCUUGACUCUCUUCAUAUCACUGGACCAAGACUCAUUUGUCAGUCACUGGAUGCUCACUUAGUGCUAAGCAUUGACAUGCUGCAACUUCAUGUUCUGGUAUUACUUUACACUGUUUUUGAGGCAGGGUCUCAUUCAAUAGACUAUAUUUGUCUAGAAUGAAUUCACUCAUAGAAUAGUUGUGUGCCUCUGCUUCCCAAGUGCUGGGAUUAAAGCUGUGCUCACCACUCCUGGCCUAAUACUACUUUUAUCCAGCUACAACAGCAUGUAUGUAGUGUGGUGGGAAAUAAAGAAAAAAGAGCAAGCAAUUCUGCCUCAGGAGUCAGGCAUUUUACUUGAAGGAGGCAAUAACAACCAGGAAGCUGACAAACUGUGAGAUGAUUUUGUUACACUGACAUCAUUCUACUGUCCUUGAGAGGAAAAGAAGAAAGGUUGUCUUUGGUAAAUGUUACACAGCACCAGAAUCACUGGACUUGUAGAUAAGAGAAUCUUUUGGGUUUUUUCCAUUUAAUUAGUUGGUUAACAAGACAGAAAUAAAGAUAUUGGUUAAGGAAGAAACCA
This is a messenger RNA of Arvicanthis niloticus (Nile rat), 3691 nucleotides long. RefSeq names its product lecithin retinol acyltransferase (gene Lrat). Gene Ontology annotation, molecular function: phosphatidylcholine-retinol O-acyltransferase activity. Gene Ontology annotation, cellular component: rough endoplasmic reticulum. NCBI's taxonomy places the organism in Eukaryota, Metazoa, Chordata, Mammalia, Rodentia, Muridae. The record is from RefSeq and is a predicted model, not a curated record. Gene Ontology annotation, biological process: vitamin A metabolic process; retinol metabolic process.